Molecule: messenger RNA, 1519 nt
Organism: Telopea speciosissima
Lineage: Eukaryota; Viridiplantae; Streptophyta; Magnoliopsida; Proteales; Proteaceae
Product: E3 ubiquitin-protein ligase MARCHF8
Exons: 9
Coding region: 283-1059 (258 amino acids)
Molecular function (GO): zinc ion binding
Source: RefSeq, a predicted model, not a curated record
CUGUCUGUAACCAAAGUCCAAGCCUGAAACACUCUCUUUCUCUGUUGUCUGAAAAUCUGAUCAACGAAACCCUAGAAAUCCAUCCGAUUCCGCGCAUCUAGUCUCGCAUCGUAUGCGGUCCAAAUGUCCUUAUCGUGGAAUUCUAGGGAAGACUUUGAAAUCAUGCCAAGAAACAGGUGGAAACACUGAAGAGGCCUUUUUGACAACAUAUGAGUAUCAUGCUGAUUUAGUAGGCAAAGAACGUCAUAUCUAGCAGUUUCAUCUUUAGCACAAGUUUUCCCAAUGCAGUUGGUGUCAAAUUAUGGUCAAACCGAAGAUGUUGCAGAAACAGAACCCAUUCUUAAUCAAUCUGACAUUGUAUGCACAUCCAAGAAAUCCUCAUCAUCAUGUGAAAUCAGACUAGUGGUUGGUGAUUGUUCUGCGGCUGGUGAUGAUCGGCCGAGUCUUGAUACUGACGAACGUUGCAAUCUAGUGAACGCGGACCAGCCACAAUGUCGGAUUUGCCUUGAUAAUGGAGGCGAAGAUCUGAUAGCACCCUGCUAUUGCAGAGGAACACAGAAGUACGUUCACCGAUCAUGUCUUGAUCAUUGGAGAUCAACUAAGGAGGGCUUUGCUUUUGCCCACUGUACAGAGUGCAGAGCAGUAUUUAUUUUACGAGCAAAUGUGCCGCCAGACCGCUGGUGGUUGAGAUUGAAAUUUCAACUUCUUGUCGUUAGGGACCAUGCAUUCAUUUUUGUUGUUGUUCAGUUGGUUGUGGCAUUCUUGGGUAUGCUGGUGUACAAAUUUUAUGGGGAGGAAUUGAGGGAAAUGUUUGGUUAUGAGGAACACCCUUAUGGAUUUUAUGCAAUGGCAGUCUCAGCUAUUGUUUUGGUGGGAUUGCUCUAUGGGUUCUUCAUAGCCAUAAUCUGCGGGCAGAGGAUCAACGAACGGCACUACCAUGUUCUGGCAAAACAAGAACUAACAAAGGAGUAUGUCGUGGAAGAUCGAGAAGGUAAUAAGAAUCACCCUGAGCUUGAUCCUUCCCACAUAACAGAGCUAAGAAUGUUGGGCCUCUACUGAGUGGGAAAACUUUUCCUUCCAUUGAGUUAUCUUGGUUAUUCCAGAUACAUUUUAAAAAAAAAAAAAAUUUAUUUGUACCACCUCAUCCAAACUCCGCAACUUGGAGCAAAGGUUGUAAAGUUGCCCAUUCAAAGCCGGAAAACGUAUCUGCGGGGAUGCAUCAGGAGCUUCCUUUCCACCCACAUGUAAUCUUUCAAAUCUGUAAUUCAAUAUAAUGUAUUUCUGUGGGUAUUUAUCGAUUGCCUCGACCCCCUUUCAAAUGUUUAGGCUUUUAGGUAUGCAUUUGGUGCAGAUGAAUACCCCUUUGUAGCAUUAUAAUUAUUUCUCAUAAUUUUGUAAAUACAGUUGUGUAUUGAUUUAAGGUAUGCUAGCAAUUUAACAUUGCUAGUUCAGUUGUUUGACAGGAAAGGCUUGUAAACCAACUUCUCAGGUGAUAAGCUAUCCAAAGUCAUUUUCUGAU